Messenger RNA from Funneliformis caledonium, 266 nucleotides. NCBI's taxonomy places the organism in Eukaryota, Fungi, Glomeromycota, Glomeromycetes, Glomerales, Glomeraceae. The record is from the annotation of a GenBank genome assembly.
AUACCCAACCUCUGGCAAACAAUACAACGGGUACAAAGCCACUCUUAGUGCGCUACCCGGUUUCAGAUUCGAGCAUAACUGAUCUGAUGCCUAUGGUUGGCGGAUAUGCAAUUACCAACCAUACAGGAAUAGGCCGCCUUCAAGUAACGCCUAUGGUUGACAGAACCAUUGAUGGUUGUUGUUGUCAUCCAUUAUCAAAGCCAUUGAUGGUUGUUGUGGCAAAGGGAGAUGAAAUUGAUGAGGAAUUGGACCGAAGAAACCAAUGA